Messenger RNA from Westerdykella ornata, 606 nucleotides. RefSeq lists its product as uncharacterized. The transcript has a single exon. Bases 1 to 606 code for a protein of 201 amino acids. Gene Ontology annotation, molecular function: ADP-ribose diphosphatase activity. NCBI's taxonomy places the organism in Eukaryota, Fungi, Ascomycota, Dothideomycetes, Pleosporales, Sporormiaceae. Gene Ontology annotation, cellular component: nucleus. The record is from RefSeq and is a predicted model, not a curated record. Gene Ontology annotation, biological process: nucleoside phosphate metabolic process; ribose phosphate metabolic process.
AUGCCCCAACCCCCCAAAGUCACCUCCGUGACCCCGCUCCCCACCUCAGAAGCCAAAUGGAUCGAGUUCCAAAAAAUCACCUGGUCGGACCAAACGGGCAAAUCGCGCGUCUGGGAAGCCGCGAGCCGCAAGACGCGCGGCGCCGCGGGCGUCGACGCCGUCGCCAUCAGCACCAUCCUCCGGCACCCCGCGCGACCGCCCAGCACGCUCAUCAUCCUGCAGUACAGACCGGCGGUGGACGCCGUGUGUGUUGAGUUCCCCGCGGGGCUGGUCGAUGCGGAGGAGACGCCCGAGGAGGCGAGCGUGAGGGAGUUGCAUGAGGAGACGGGGUAUAAGGGGAAACUGAGGUAUAUUAGUCCGACGGUGGUGAGUGAUCCCGGGAUGAGCACGGCGAAUAUGCAACUUGCGGUUGUGGAGGUGGAGUUGAAGGAGGGGGAUGCGCCGCCGGAUCAGGCGUUGGAUGCGGGCGAGUUUAUCGAGCUCGUGGUUGUGCCGUUGGCGGAGCUGUUUCAGAGGCUGGAGCAGUAUAGUAAGGAGGGGAAGAGGGUGGAUGCGAGGUUGUGGCAUUGGGCGGCCGGGUUAGAGUUUGCGAGGACGAUGCUCUAG